Molecule: messenger RNA, 690 nt
Organism: Musa acuminata subsp. malaccensis (wild Malaysian banana)
Lineage: Eukaryota; Viridiplantae; Streptophyta; Magnoliopsida; Zingiberales; Musaceae
Product: nuclear transport factor 2B
Biological process (GO): nucleocytoplasmic transport
Cellular component (GO): nuclear pore central transport channel
Source: RefSeq, a predicted model, not a curated record
GAGAGAGAGAGAGAGAGAGAGUUGCCGUCCCUGUUCUUUGAUUGGCGGUCAAGGCGGUGAUGGAUCCGGACGCGGUGGCGAAGGCGUUCGUGGAGCACUACUACCGGACGUUCGACAGCAGCCGGGCGGCGCUCGGGGUGCUUUACCAGGACGCCUCCAUGCUCACCUUCGAGGGCGACAAGAUCCAGGGCGCCGCCGCUAUCGUCGCCAAACUGUCCUCCCUUCCCUUCCAGCAGUGCGCCCACGUCAUCGCCACCGUCGACUGCCAGCCCUCGGGACCCUCAGGCGGCAUGCUCGUCUUCGUCAGCGGCUCCCUCCAGCUCGGCGGCGAGCAGCACCCCCUCAAGUUCAGCCAGAUGUUCCAUCUGAUGCCGACGCCGCAGGGGAGCUUCUACGUGCUGAAUGACAUAUUUCGCCUGAACUAUGCCUGAGCAGAUCUUUUAUACCGUCUGGAGUGUGGUGUUUGGAUGACAGGAGAAGAAGCUGCUUUGUGUAGUAGAUCUCCAAUUUAGAGAAGAUUGUUGUUGUGAACAUCGAUGGUGGUUCCGAGAAAGGAACUGAACCUUUUCUACAUAAUCUUGCCUCUUCAAGGGGGAUAUUGUGUUUGUGAUGAAACCGAUGGAUUGUGUUACCGUCAGAUUCUUUUUGAGUUAAUUCUAUGGCAUUCGAUCGAUGAUGCCUUUUGGUUCA